Molecule: messenger RNA, 857 nt
Organism: Ceratosolen solmsi marchali
Lineage: Eukaryota; Metazoa; Arthropoda; Insecta; Hymenoptera; Agaonidae
Exons: 5
Coding region: 1-705 (234 amino acids)
Source: RefSeq, a predicted model, not a curated record
AUGCCGACAAGGCCUACCAGCGUUUCUUCUCACAAGAGUAGCCGGCAAGGCUUCUUCUCCAAAGGAAUGCCAAAUAACAAAGAUGUAGACAUACACAGUAAAGGCCAAUUAAGAGGCAAAGCCUACCGCUCGAGGCAAAUUCAGCAAACAAUACGAGGUAUAGCCAGAAAAACAAAAAACAUAAACUACAAGCUGCCGCACGAGGCACAACCUGCAGACAUCACUAGCUGCCAUCAAGAGCACAAAAUCUGCAGAACUCACAAGAUAUUGGCUAUUAUAGCAAUUAUACUUCUCUUCACGGUAAAUGUUCACUGGAGAACUAUAAUAAUUGAAAUAGAUCCAGGAAUAGUAAAAAUGGUAUAUAUUAUUAAUCUGAUAAUGACCAUUCUCAUUUCAAUAUUGCUAAUUAUAGGAACCACCAAGAAAAAUACUAUGCUAAUGUUACCAUGGAUAAUCCUUGGUAUUUUACUUCUCGUUGGUCUACUUGUUAGUGUAUUAUAUACAGCAAUUACUUUGUUUUUAAAUAACGAAGAGGUUUAUCAUAUCUUAUAUGGAACCUUAUUCUUAGUAUUUGGUAUUUUGAUAGUGGUAAUUUACACAUAUUUUUGGUUUGUAGUAUACAGUUAUUUUCAACAAUUAAAACUGGAAAAAUCGAAUUUCAAAAUUGGUCCGUAUGGUAGGCCGUAUUCUUAUGAGCGACCUUAAGCCCAAUGCUAGUGAAGAAAGAUAAUUUAUUCUUAUUUAAUUCUGUAAUAGUUAUAUUAUAAACUAAAACUUCUUUUAUUUUAUUUUUUCACUAAUUAGUAACAUUUCUUUGUAACUUUUGUAUUUAAAAAUCUCUUGUCUUUAUUGUUUUG